Cavenderia fasciculata is the source of this 243-nucleotide messenger RNA. RefSeq lists its product as uncharacterized. The coding region runs from base 1 to 243 and encodes 80 amino acids. The record is from RefSeq and is a predicted model, not a curated record. The transcript has 2 exons. NCBI's taxonomy places the organism in Eukaryota, Evosea, Eumycetozoa, Acytosteliales, Cavenderiaceae.
AUGUUUGAAAAGGGUGAUUCGACCAACCGUGUUGGUAAAGAUGCCAAUAGAAAGGCUGAAGAAAGUUUUGUCAAUAAUGCUACCAUCCAUGAAGCAAAGGAUACUUGUAGACCAGGAAGGUCACACAAUACAGCCUAUGAGAUGUAUAUGGAUUUCACAUAUGGUGGUCACAAGGUUCAAAAGACUCAAUGGGCUCUUCAACAAUGGAAGGGUGGUUUAGUUAUCAAAGAAGAAUUCUUCUAA